GAUUCAAGAUCAACAUUGCAAGUUGCCAGUCCAUUGCUGUCAACAGCUGCUCAGACCAGCGGUUUGCCUCGUCUCAUGAAGCAAGUGGGGAGUGGCCCACGGCCGAGAAUCGCUGCUCACCUGACAGCUUCAGCAAGGAAUGAAAAAGAAAACAUAAUUUGGCAGAAUUUGAGUGACUCCACUUUCACUGAGGGGGUGGAGUUCAGGGACAACAGUCUCAUCAUCAAGAGGCCCGGACAGUACUUUGUCUAUACUCAGGUGGUCUUCCACAGCAUGGGCUGUGAGCAACAGGCCAACUACCUCAGCCAUGAGCUCGCCAAGCAGUCGCCAAGUUAUCCUGACGAAGCCAUUCUGCUGAAAGCCACCAAAUCUGCCUGCCACUCUCGCCAACGCAGGGAGCCCUGGUACAAAACCUCCUACCAGGGAGCCAUCUUUGAGUUUCUAGAGGGAGAUCAGAUCUUCUCCAGGGUUAAUGAGGAUGCAACGGGAUAUGUAGACACAACCGAAGGAAAGAGUUUCUUUGGAAUAUUUGCUGUGUAACAAUCCCAUGUCAUUUCCAUUGGUUAUCAAUGACUGAUCAAGAAUUUCAAAUUGAAAUUCAGUGCAAACUGACAAAGACACAUUGUCUUCUUUAAGACAGUUAUAUAGAAAUUGCCUUCCGAAACUACUGAUUCUUAUUGAUGUGAAUGCAAAGCGUUACAGGUUCUUUAAUUUAUUUCUUAUUUAAGUUGUGUUUUCUGUUGCUCAUUUUAUUGAAAUUGGUACUCCUAAUAGAGAGUUAUUUGGCUAUCACAGGAGGAAGGAACCAGGAUCCCGGGUCUGAUAUUUAGACUGGUUAUUCCCUGAGACCAGGUACUGGUCCUUGAAGAAUAUGGAGUAUUCCUCAUGAACAAUUUGUAUUCCAAUGAAUCACUGAUAUCUUUGUGAAAACAAAGUAAGAUGAUUUAUUUAGCUGCAGGGUGAUGAAGGCCAAAGCAAGACCCAGCAAUGCAUUGGCUUUCUGUCUCCACAAUGUGAUUUGUCAAGUCUUCGUAGGACUUUACCUGUCGAGUAUCUGUAUGGUCAACACUGUAAUUAAAAUGGUGAAACAAUAUUCAGCAAACACUAAGAAUUUGGCUCAAUAAAUGUUGAUUAUUCACAAUUUGAAGUGACAGAUUGGUUUACUUCUGCUUAGUUGCAGUUGAUGUCGGAGUGGCCUAUUUGCUGCUCUGAUCUAAGGGUAAUUGUUGAGAUUGUUCCUGAAUGGAAAUGCCACUUUCCCUCAGUGUGUGUAGUCUCCAUUGGUCAUCCUUCAGUCUGGGUAAUACACAGUGAUCCUAGUGAUAAACCUGAUUGGUUCUGCAUGCCGAAAGAUUUUUCAUCUCGAAUGUUGGACAGCUGAAAUUUAAUUGCAGUUCAUCGACCAAACUCAAUGUUUCAUGUAAAACUGUAACAUCUGUUAUAUAGGUGUCUUUCAGUGGCAAUAAUAUUGUCAAGUAUAAGAGGUUUCAGAUUGAUAUAAAUUAUUAUUUAAUUGUAUUUAUCAA
Rhincodon typus (whale shark) is the source of this 1526-nucleotide messenger RNA. RefSeq names its product tumor necrosis factor-like. The annotation marks the transcript as partial. The record is from RefSeq and is a predicted model, not a curated record. Gene Ontology annotation, molecular function: tumor necrosis factor receptor binding. Gene Ontology annotation, cellular component: membrane. Gene Ontology annotation, biological process: immune response. The transcript is spliced from 3 exons. Lineage: Eukaryota; Metazoa; Chordata; Chondrichthyes; Orectolobiformes; Rhincodontidae.